This is a messenger RNA of Arabidopsis thaliana (thale cress), 1952 nucleotides long. RefSeq names its product Kelch repeat-containing F-box family protein. Bases 284 to 1468 code for a protein of 394 amino acids. The transcript has a single exon. The record is from RefSeq and is marked reviewed. Lineage: Eukaryota; Viridiplantae; Streptophyta; Magnoliopsida; Brassicales; Brassicaceae.
ACCAAUAAUCGGAUUGUUAAUUGAAAACUUUAAUACUCCAUACAUAUUGAGUUAACUCUGUUAACUUGAAUGCUUAAGAAUACCAUCCAAAUCUAAUUUAGUCCCAAUCUCAAGUUACUAACAAUAAUAAUUACUGUAUAUGAAUGUCACAUAUUAACCUACAAGAAAAUAAAAUAAUAUUAAUUCCAUGUGCAAUAAUAAGAGUCGAUCACCAACUUCGCUGUGUCACUCUCUCUAUAUAUAAAGACUUUCCCUCCUUUAGACUUUGUGCAUUAUCCAAAAAAUGGAGAAGAAGAAGAACAACAACAAUGGAGGAGAUUUCGGAGAAGAAGAAAGUUCCAUUGACGGAGACAUACUCGAGUCAAUCCUCUCCUAUUUACCACUCCUAGACCUCGAUUCCGCUUGCCAAGUCUCCAAAUCAUGGAACCGCGCCGUCUUUUACUCCCUCCGCCGCCUUAAAACCAUGCCGUGGUUGUUCGUCUACAACCAGAGAAAUUCUCCGCCGUACACCAUGGCGACGAUGGCGAUGGCUUAUGAUCCCAAGUCCGAGGCCUGGAUCGAGCUCAACACCGCAUCAUCUCCCGUCGAACACGUCUCCGUUGCUCGAUCCUCUCACUCCACGUUGCUCUACGCUUUAUCUCCGGCGAGAUUCUCUUUCUCAACCGACGCGUUUCAUCUGACUUGGCAACACGUGGCACCGCCGAGAGUUUGGAGGAUCGAUCCAAUCGUGGCUGUAGUCGGACGGAGCCUGAUUAUAGCCGGAGGUGUGUGCGAUUUCGAGGAGGAUAGAUUCGCCGUGGAGCUGUUCGACAUCGAAUCCGGAGACGGAGCGUGGGAGAGAUGCGAAUCGAUGCCAGAUUUUCUCUACGAAUCCGCGUCGUCCACGUGGCUUUCCGUAGCGGUGAGUUCGGAGAAGAUGUACGUGACGGAGAAGAGAUCAGGCGUUACGUGUAGUUUCAAUCCAGUAACUAGAUCGUGGACGAAGCUUCUCGAUCUCUGUCCCGGCGAGUGUAGCUUAUACUCACGUUCGAUUGGAUUCUCCGUUAAUCGUUUAAUUAUGGCUGGGAUCAUCGGAGAUGAAUAUAAUCCGACGGGAAUCGAACUGUGGGAAGUUAUAGAUUCUGACGAAUCGCAUUUGAAAUUCGAGUCGAUCGGAUCUAUGCCUGAGACGUAUUUGGAGAAACUAAGAGGGAUUAAUUCUGAUUGGCCGUUAACGUCGAUAGUGUUGAACGCGGUGGGAGAUAUGGUUUAUGUACAUGGUGCGGCGGAGAACGGCGGAGAGAUUGUUGCGGCGGAGAUUGAAGGAGGAAAGCUUUGUAAGUGGAGGACUUUGCCAAACGCAGACGCUACUUGGAAAAAAAGUCACGCGGCUGAGAGAGUAAUCGUUGCGUGUUCAAACGUUGGUUUUAGCGAUUUGAAACUUGCGUUUAGGAAUAAUUUGAGUUUUCUCUCAACGUCAAAAUAUUGAAUUUAAUCGUGUCCGUUAAAUUCAAAGCUUCUAGUCACUUUGGCAAUUUCGUGUUAGCUUUUUUCAACGAAACUUUAUUGUAAAGCUAUUGUGAGAUGGAUUUUAGAGGAUGUAAUAAUUUGAUAGUUUGAAGUGGAUUACGUGGAUAAUAAUCCAAAGAAUUAGAGGCGUAAAAAGGGUUUAGGGAAGCUAUCGAGAGAUACUUUUGUUAGGUGAAGUGUUUGUCUGCUGUUGACGUGUCUCUAAGUGAGUGUGACGUGUUCUUGAAGGUAUUACAUAAAUUAGCCCAUAGGGCCCAAAAUUGUAGCCCAUUAAUGAUGCAUGGACGCAAUUUUUCUUUUUGUUGGAAAUAAGCUACGUUACUACGUAAACGAAACAUUUUUAAUACCACUCACCUUAAACAGGCCGGAAAAUUUGGCCCAUUAAAUAUUUCAUAUGGAUUGGAAAAUAGAAUGGAUUGGUUAAAGGGUAACACCUUCAAAAG